Acanthopagrus latus (yellowfin seabream) is the source of this 5711-nucleotide messenger RNA. RefSeq names its product apoptosis resistant E3 ubiquitin protein ligase 1 (gene arel1). Gene Ontology annotation, molecular function: ubiquitin-protein transferase activity. The coding region runs from base 453 to 3515 and encodes 1020 amino acids. Lineage: Eukaryota; Metazoa; Chordata; Actinopteri; Spariformes; Sparidae. Gene Ontology annotation, biological process: positive regulation of protein catabolic process; proteasome-mediated ubiquitin-dependent protein catabolic process; protein polyubiquitination. The transcript has 22 exons. The record is from RefSeq and is a predicted model, not a curated record.
CUGUCGGUGUUCGCUAUACAACUGAUGCUAUCCUGGAAGCUUGUCAGUACCAUGCUAACAGUUGUUAACAUUAGCCCCCAGCUUUACCUUGCGCUCACGGUGUCAGUAGACCUGCGAGAAGUGAUGAUAUUGCAGUUAGCUUGUUAAAAUGCUCUGCUCCCGGUGUUUUCUGGCUUUUGAAACGUCUUUUAAUACAACUAUCCGAUAAAACUUAACCAAAACUGGCUGUUUAGAUAGCCUUUUUUGUUAGCUAUCUGGUUGUUUAUGACAGUGGCUGCGGAUGACAUUUGGAAACGUUUUGACACCUGAGCUAGCACCUCUACACAGCUCGGUAUUAUCAGUACCACCACCAGCAUCGUCUGAACUGGAUCCUUGACUUGACUAGCCCCCUGGCGAGAGGCACUUUUCCUUUGAGCACGGAGGGAUCUCAGUGAAGGCUGAAAGAUGGUCUGAUGGACCGCCGCUUCUUCCUGACCUUCCUCCUCUGUUCUGUGUCGUGGAUCUUCUUCUGGGAAGUGCGCUGGAAGAAAGGAAAAGAAAGUCAGAUUGAGGAAUGGCUCCAAGGACAUAGCCUCUCUCAGUACGGACACUUAUUCGAAGAUGUACAGACGCUGGAGGAACUGAGUCUGAGUGUACUGAGUCGUCUGGAAGAGGUGGUGAAGGAACAGCAGCGCUGGAGGGAGAUUGCAGAGGCCCACAUCCAGCUGCUCAGAGACUUUGCCUUCCAGGAGUGGCUUUGCUCCCAGAACCUGGAGCACUAUUACCAUGCACUGAAGACCUUGGGUUGUAUGAAUCUUGAUGACUUGUCACAGUUUGACAGUCAACUGCAGCUGUCUCUAGCUGCCUGGGGCUACUACUACGAAGACUACAUAAGGUUGUCUACUGGCAUCAAAAUCCUUCAGACGUCCAGGGGGAGUCGUGACCAGGACUACGAGAUCCGGCUGGUGCACAGCCUUGCUGAGAGGCGUCUGAAUGAGAAGUGGUCAAUUGCGGGAGCUCUCAUAUUUGGCUGUACUGUGGCGCUGUGCUUCUUGAUAAGGGACCUCAUGUUUUACGUUAUUGGUGGAAUUACUGUUUCCAUCAUAGCGUUUGUCUUUACCAUCAAGUUCCUCUGCGAGCUUGCAGCGAGGGUGGUCAGCUUCCUGCAGAAUGAGGAUCCAGGGCGACGCGGUGACCGCAGCAUCUAUGACUAUGUCCGGGGAAACUACCUGGACCCACGUUCCUGCAAGGUGUCUUGGGAUUGGAAGGAGCCGCAGGAAGUGGGGCAGACUAUGAGUUUCAGGGUCCAGCUGUUUUACAAGAAUGGCCAGCCUUUCCCAGCGCAUCGGCCUGUUGGACUGAGGGUCAACAUCACUCACAUUGAACUGGCUCUGGACAUCCCUGUUACACAGGAAGUUCUGCAAGAACCAGAGUCCAACGUAGUCAAAGUGGCCUUCACAGUGCGCAAGGCCGGACGCUAUGAGGUUGCCGUCAAGCUAGGUGGCCUCAAUGUGGCAUAUAGCCCUUACUACAAGAUAUUCCAGCCAGGUACAGUUGUCCCAUCCAAAACCAAGAUCGCCUACCAUUUCUCUACCCUGGUGCUAACAAAUGGCCAGCAGCACACUUUGCAGAUUGAGCCUCGGGACGAAUAUGGAAACCCUACCAGUAACUCCACGUCUCUCACAGAUGAAGCCAACUACAGCGUCCAUGUGCACUCUCUGGGCACAGUGGACGAUGAUAAUCUGGAGGGGUACUACAGUAAGUCAGUUUCACUCAACAAGCAGCAGUGUCAAGUGAUGCUGAGAUUGACCCUAAGGAGGACAGGCUGUUUCAGGGCCCGCAUCUCCUACAAAGACCAGCCGCUCAGCAACGGGGAAUUUGACAUUAUUGUUCUCAAUGAGAAUGAGAAGGCCUGUGUGGAGAAGAAUGUUUCCACUCCCGGCAUAAGUAUCUACUUUGAGGCAUACCUUUACAGCAGUGGGAACUACAGCAGUUCCUCGUGGCAGUUACCAGCCUCCUCUUUGCUAGCUCCCCAGAGGAGGCCCUCCAUGGGAGAAGAGGAGGAUGAGCAUGACUCUCCUGUGGAGGGACAACCUGAGAAGGUUAAGAAACCAAAAAAGGUCUACUGUUACAUAUCGCCAAAGCAACUAUCCGUGAAGGAGUUCUACCUGAAAAUUAUUCCGUGGCGCCUUUUCACCUUUCGAGUAUGUCCAGGAACAAAGUUCACUUACUAUGGUCCUGACCCGGUUCACAAGUACCUAACUCUCGUGGUGGAUGAUGGGAUACAGCCUCCAGUGGAGCUCAGCUGCAAAGACAGGAACAUCAUGGCUGCCACCUUCAUUCGCUUCCUGCACAAGAACAUUGGUGGCUCUGAAACCUUCCAAGACAAGGUGAACUUCUUUCAACGUGAACUCAGGCACAUCCACUCUAAGAGACCUCGCACCAAGACCUGCCUAAAAAUCACACGACACUGCAUUCUAGAUUCAUCCCUGAAGGCUACUAGGAACUUCUCUGUGUCAGACUGGAGUAAGAACUUUGAGGUCGUGUUUCAGGAUGAGGAAGCUCUGGACUGGGGUGGGCCUCGCAGGGAGUGGUUUGAGUUGAUUUGUAAGACGCUCUUUGACACCUCCAACCAGCUGUUCACCCGCUUCAGCGACAACAACCAGGGCCUCGUGCACCCAAACGCUGAACGCCCAGCCCACCUGCGUCUGAAGAUGUAUGAGUUUGCGGGUCGUAUCGUAGGGAAGUGCCUGUAUGAGUCGGCGCUGGGUGGGGCCUACAAACAGCUGGUCCGAGCUCGCUUUACACGGUCCUUCUUGGCCCAGAUUAUUGGCCUCAGGAUGAACUACAAGUACUUUGAGACGGACGACCAGGAGUUCUACAAAACUAAAGUCUGCUUCAUCCUAAACAAUGAUGUGAGCGAAAUGGACCUGGUGUUUGCCGAGGAGAAGUAUAGCAAGUCAGGACAGCUGGAGAAGGUGGUGGAGCUGAUAUCAGGGGGAGCUCAGAUUGCUGUUACCAAUGAAAACAAGAUGCAUUAUCUCAACCUGCUGGCCCAGUACAGACUGGCCAGCCAGGUGAGAGAUGAGGUGGAACACUUCCUGAAAGGUUUGAACGAACUGGUUCCAGAAAACCUGCUAGCCAUAUUUGAUGAGAAUGAGUUGGAGCUGUUGAUGUGUGGCACCGGUGAUAUAAACGUGCAGGACUUCAAGGCCCAUGCUGUGAUUGUCGGAGGAUCGUGGCACUUCAGAGAGAAAGUGAUGAAGUGGUUCUGGGCUGUGGUGUCUAGCUUCACCCAGGAGGAGUUGGCUCGCCUGUUGCAGUUCACUACAGGCUCCUCUCAGCUUCCACCGGGAGGAUUCAACACCCUUUGCCCCUCCUUCCAGAUCAUCGCUGCCCCCACACACAGCACCCUGCCCACUGCACACACGUGUUUUAACCAGCUGUGCCUCCCGACCUACGACUCCUACGAGGAGCUGCACAAGAUGUUGAAGCUGGCGAUCAGUGAGGGCAGCGAGGGCUUCGGAAUGCUCUGAUUCUGCCAUCGCUGGCACUGUGUGGGUCCACUCGUACAAGGGGAGCUGUCCAUUCCACUGUACCUGUUCCCUGCAUUCAUCUGCAUUUAACAGUGGGCGUUUUGGCAGAGAAUUACCCAGACUCCCUCUAAAUACUCUCUCAGGAUGAGAGGGUGUUACAGGAAGAAGGCUGACCUGAACCCGGGACUCAAUGAUGUGAACUCCUGUACUACUGUAUGUAUAUAAAUAUCUUGCUUUUGUACAAAAAAAAAGAAUCCAGGAACUGCUGAAAAGGGUAAGGUUUGGGCUAGUUUUAUUUCUUAAUGCUAAAGUUAGCUUAGUUUUAUAUGUUAAUAUAAAGACUAGAGCAAAGGCCUUGAGUAUUACUGUAUAACUACUUUUUUUUGCGUUUUGCAAACUGAGGAACACUUAAGUGCAACAGCAGCCUACUUGUGACGUGGGUGAUGCGUGCAUCUCCAGCACUUUGGCCUUAAUCGAUCAGGGACUGAUGUGUGUAUGUAAAUAUAUAAUAUCACUCUUUUAUUUCAAUACUUGUACAUAGGAGUGUGUAUACGUCUGGUUGUAUUCAUCUGGUUACCUUUUUUUUUUAAUUUGACGUUAAGGGAGAAGGAAUUUCUUUAUUGUUGCACGUUUUGAUGGGUUGAAAGUAUAUAUUAUUUCUAUAAGCUUUUUUUUUCAUUCAGAAAUUAAAAGGUUUUUUAAAAAAGCGAAGUAAUUUCUAUUGUUUAUACAUGUUUUUAACUUAUUGUGUCUUGAAAGAACAUUUGUGUUGACCCCUACUGUUUAGAAUAUGUUCGUCUGGAGUGGGAAAAUGUUUUUGUUAUUGUUUUAUAACCUGCCUUAUUCAUGCCCUUUGCCUCUGAUUGUUUCCAGAGAGGUGCGUAGUCAACAGGUAAUAGAUAUAUUCUGACAUUUCUUCUAGUACAUGCAGGGGUUAUUGUGGAUGUGAGUGUUGGUUGGAUGUUUGGGAGAGCCCAUAUAUAACAAAAAUGUUGUUAUAUAUGCUGAAUGCGUUUAUACUUUUACAUUCACAGCCUUUUAUGGGUUUACCUCAGAAUCUCCUAUGCCACCUUUUGCAUCUUCUGUUCAAGCACAUGUACAGCAAAGCAUAGUUAGUUCAUAGUUGCCUCCUUUCAGUCCCGACAAAUACAACCUUUUAGCCAUAUUAUCCCAAAUCCUCAGUAAACUAAAGCAUUAUAUCAGUGGUGUUUCUAUCCUUUGUUAUUGUAAAACUAGUUAUCUUCAGUAUGUCAGUAUCCUGAGCCAACAGUUUUUUUCAGUUGAUAAUUGUGUAGCAAUUCUUUUGCUGUUUCAGAGUUUACAUAUUCAUUAGUCUUUUUUCUUUUUAAUAGUGUGUGCUGCCAGAGUGUUUGGGAAAAUUCGCGUUUAGACUCGGAAGCAAAAAAGAAAACAUUAAUGGACUCAUCUUCUCAUUAGUAUUUUUAUUUAUAUUCAUGCUCCUCCUCGGAGAACUCUGGAUGCAGUUUCACUCCCCACAUUUUUCUCACAGUCGGCAGUAAAAGUUUGUCUCGGCCACUAAGAGAUUCAAUUUGUUUUUUGUUUUUAUUCGGAGGCAAAGAAUCUGAUUGGAGUUGCUGCAGGUUGGGAUAAACUGCAUCGGUUCACCCAAGCCAAUACAGCGUCCACUUGGGAUUUGAUGAGUAUUCGCUUGUGCUUUAGCUGGCUUUUUACAGUGUUAAGAGGUUUAUAAGAGGGUUUAUGUUUGUUUGGGUUGUGCAAUGUUGACCUGAUGUCCUGAGGAGACCAGUGAAAAUGUUAUAAGUGCUUAUGAAAAUGUUUCAUGAAGGGUGUGUUCUCAGCACCAGUACCAAUGGCUAAUAUCAUAUUUAUGUGAAGUAAAAGGUAGUUUAAGCAUCACACGUUAGCUGUCCCGUUAGACAGGACCAUUAUUAACAAAUAUGAAGGAAGUCUGUCGUGUAGUUUUAUGUUCUUGUUUAAUGUUUUUGCUUUUCAUGAGCAUCUAUUACUCUGUUUUAUGUUUAGGUUGUUUCUGGCUUAGAUGACAUGAGUGUGACUUUUAGCAUUGUAGAUAUUGUGAAAUAUUUGCCUAUGACUUUGAAGCGGGGGUACUUUUUUUCUUUUCUUUUUUUAACGGCAAAAUCUUUGCUGAUGAAUGUUUGAGAUUCUCUGCACUGCAGGCCCUUUGUUUAUGGGAAUAAAAAACGAUGGACUAAA